This is a messenger RNA of Triticum aestivum (bread wheat), 1971 nucleotides long. Its product is annotated as protein DETOXIFICATION 19. Gene Ontology annotation, molecular function: xenobiotic transmembrane transporter activity; antiporter activity. The record is from RefSeq and is a predicted model, not a curated record. The transcript has 7 exons. NCBI's taxonomy places the organism in Eukaryota, Viridiplantae, Streptophyta, Magnoliopsida, Poales, Poaceae. Gene Ontology annotation, cellular component: membrane. Gene Ontology annotation, biological process: xenobiotic detoxification by transmembrane export across the plasma membrane. Bases 120 to 1565 code for a protein of 481 amino acids.
GCCGCCGCAUCACACCCGUCGAUGGUCACCACAUCCAUCCCCAUCGCGACCAGCACCACCAACCACGAAACUAAGCUAGCCCCUCCCCUCCCGUUUAAUCUGGCCAGCCGGCCGGCGACAUGUCUUCCGCUCCGCUGCUCGGCGCGCGCGAGCACUCCAGCGAAUGCGGUGAGGUAAAGCGGGGCUCGCCGGCGUGGCUGCGCCGCCUGAUCGACACGGAGGAGGCCUGGGCGCAGCUACAGUUCGCGCUGCCGAUGGUCCUGACCAACAUGUCCUACUACGCCAUCCCGCUGGUGUCCGUGAUGUUCUCCGGCCACCUCGGCAACGUCCACCUCGCCGGCGCCACGCUCGGCAACUCCUGGGCCACCGUCACCGGCUACGCCUUCGUUACCGGCAUGAGCGGCGCCAUGGAGACACUGUGUGGACAGGCCUACGGCGCCCGGAUGUACCGCCUGCUGGGCUUGUACCUGCAAUCGUCGCUCAUCAUGUCAGCGAUGGUGUCCGUACUCAUCUCCGUCGUGUGGCUGUUCACGGAGCCGAUCCUGUUGUCUCUGCAUCAGGAACCCGAGGUGUCCCAUGCUGCAACAGUGUUCAUCCGAUACCAGAUCCCCGGUUUGUUUGCCUAUUCCUUCCUGCAAUGCCUGCUACGGUAUCUGCAGACACAGUCCAUUGUCGUACCACUUGUUGUCUGCUCCAUGGUGCCUUUUGCGCUCCACAUCGCCCUGAACUACCUGCUGGUGAAUGUGGUCGGAUUGGGCCUCACUGGCGCGUCAUUGGCCAUCUCAGCCACGUUUUGGGUCUCGUGCCUGAUGCUGCUCGCGUACGUGAUGUGGUCCAAGGAGUUCGACGAGACAUGGAAGGGCUUCUCUACCGACGCCUUGAACUACCUGUUACCGACGAUCAAGCUCGCCAUGCCCUCCGCCAUCAUGGUCUGCUUGGAGUACUGGGCGAUUGAGCUCCUCGUGCUGCUCGCCGGCCUGCUGCCGAAUUCCACUGUGAGCACGUCGUUGAUCGCCAUAUGCGCAAGCACGCAGGCCGUUUCCUACAUGAUCACCUAUGGGUUCAGUGCCGCUGUGAGCACCCGGGUGUCGAAUGAGGUUGGGGCUGGUAACGUGGACAGGGCAAAGAACGCGGUCACGGUUACGAUGAAACUGUCAGUCUUCCUCGCCCUCUCAUUCAUCCUGCUCCUUAUCAUUGGCCAUGGCCUCUGGGCGAGCCUCUUCACGGGGAGCGCGAUGAUUGCGGCAAAGUUCGCGGCCAUCACCCCGCUCCUGAUGAUCUCUAUUGUGCUCGACUCCACGCAGGGCGUGCUGUCAGGGGUUGCGCGGGGCUGUGGAUGGCAGCACCUGGCGGCGACCACCAACCUGGUGGCGUACUACUUGGCUGGCAUGCCGGUGGCCAUUCUCUUGGCCUUCAAGCUCAACUUGUACACUCACGGCUUAUGGUUGGGUUUAAUCACUGGGCUGGCAUGCCAGACAAGCGUGAUGGUGAUCAUCACCCUCCGCACGAAAUGGUCAAAGCUCGUGGACGCGAUGGUGAAAAAUCGGGAUGACUAUGUGGCCUGAUCGACACUCGCAUGUUAUUUUAAGAUGUAAUUUACCAUCAGGGUCACACGGUGGUUGCUCAUUCAUAUGGUAGCAGCAUCCGUGGCGUGCACCAGUGCAAGUUUUUGUGAGAUGGCGUGUGUUGGCUGAACUCAACUGUUGUUAAUCCUUUUUUGGCCGUAUCUUUGAGUUCAUUUCAGUAUGAAAAGGUCGAGCUUCCCUCUGCCUGAGAUGGUAAACCAAACGCUAUAUAUACAAAGAGAAACUCAGAGGGAGGAUGCAUGCCGGUGUUGGCUUAGGUGGCGAGGAUUCCUGAGAUGGUAAAUUGUCUGGGGCACCUAGGUGCCUCGGCACCGAGGCCCAUUAUAUGGCAACUCACAUUUGUAGUGCAUGAUGUACAAUACACAACAAAAUGACUUUUCAGAUU